This is a messenger RNA of Peromyscus leucopus (white-footed mouse), 1239 nucleotides long. RefSeq lists its product as uncharacterized. Gene Ontology annotation, molecular function: DNA binding. The coding region runs from base 8 to 913 and encodes 301 amino acids. The record is from RefSeq and is a predicted model, not a curated record. NCBI's taxonomy places the organism in Eukaryota, Metazoa, Chordata, Mammalia, Rodentia, Cricetidae. The transcript is spliced from 3 exons.
CAAUCUCAUGUACUUUGUAGUCUGCCCAAUCCCCAGCAUAGUGUGUAUGUACAUUCCAGUCCCCCAAUCCCUAGCAUUGUGUGUAUAUGUGUCCCAGCCCAUCCAAUCACCGGGAUGGGCACCUCUAGACUGUCCAAUCUGCAGCGUCAAAUGUAUCACAGUCCGUCCAAUCACAAACCUUUUCCGCGUCCUAGCCUGUCCAAUCACCAGUGUAGUAGUACCUGUAAUUGUCCAAUCCCCGACAUCGAACAUUUCACAGCCGUCCAAUCCCCAUCUCCGCGAACGUCAUAGUCAGUACAAUUCCCUUAAGUUCGUUAGCUUCUCAAAGCUUGGAGCAGAACGGUUGGCGGUGGCACAGCGAGCGGUCGUCCCGCUGCCAUCUUGCCGAGCAGACCUACUGAGAGAGCUCGAAGACACCUUCGAAAUGGAUCGUCCCCUCAACUUUGAGCACGAGGACUCCGGCUACCAGAGCCUGGGAGUUGGUGCUUACUUGGAAGAAGCCAAAGAAGCCAAGCCUCCUGAGAUCAAUGUAGGGGCAGGAGGCGAUGGUGGUGACCAAAUCUGGCCCAAACCCGAUUUGGGAGUAGCUGCGGGAGAGGGCAGCGCUUUUGGUUUCGUAGAUGUCGGUGCGGGAGCACCUGGCACCAAGACCGAUGAGGAAAACAAGGGCUAUGGUGUGCAGGACCAGGACCAGCCAGCCCUCGAGGCUGCGGCCGGGAUGCCGCAACUCGAGGAUGAUGCUAAUCUCCACAUGAUCUGCAGCGCCUUCAGCAGGCUGCAGCUUAGCGAGCUGGAACGCAUUUUCCAGCGCACUCAGUUCCCCGACGUGUUUGUGCGGAAGGAGCUCGAAAUACCGGUGAAAGUUGAAGCCAAUGCUGAGCCCUGUGAACCUGAAGAUGAAGUGUCCAAGUAGUCUCUCUCAAACCCGCAAAAGGAUCUUCACAUUUUUCUCCUAGUUAUCCUUAUAUUAAUUGACUACCUGCCCCAUGUUUGUGAAAUUAGUAAAAUUUGGGAGGAGUAAGAAAUGGAAUAAGUAAAUUUCAUCAUAUUUUAUUACCUACCUAAUAUUUGUCAAUUAAAAUUUAAAAUUGGCAUUUGGGGUAAUUAAAAUAAAAUGGAAUAACAUCAAAUGGGAAUCUCACAAAAAGAAUAGUAACUUGCUAAUGGAAAAAAGAAAAGGAACCAACCUGCUCCUCCUGUUUACUGUCUAAGACUAAAUAAAAUUUAACUGUUUUAACA